Messenger RNA from Cryptosporidium ubiquitum, 2910 nucleotides. RefSeq lists its product as uncharacterized. Lineage: Eukaryota; Apicomplexa; Conoidasida; Eucoccidiorida; Cryptosporidiidae. The record is from RefSeq and is a predicted model, not a curated record. The transcript has a single exon. The coding region runs from base 1 to 2910 and encodes 969 amino acids.
AUGGAAAGUGGCUCAGCAAACAAAAACUCUCCAGGUAAAAGUAUUAGGGAUUUGGAUGAAGAGGCUCUUUCAAUUUUACUUAAGAUUGUGGAUUUAAACCCAAAUAGUGAUGAAAUUUUAGAAACUAUUAGAAUCAGUGGGUUUGAACCCGAUAAAGUGAGGGAGUUAUUAACAAAGCAACAUCCAGAGUUAUGCAAACGAGUUCAAACAAAUGUUGAGGUAACAGCUUCUAAAAAGGAGGAAGACAAGGAAAUUGAUUCAACAAACAAGAAUGAAAACGAAAAUCUUCAAGCAGAUAAAACAAAUAUUCCACCUGCCUGUAACGCUUCGUCCGAAAAGGUUAUUGAGGAUAAGGUCAAAGCGGAAGUGAUUCCAGAUAGGCCAAUUGCGAAGGGCAAACCUCCAGGUCCUCCACCUCCUUUAAAGUCAAAAUCUAUGGAAAGUCUCAAACCUGAUUAUAAUAUUGGGAGUGAAAGUGCAUCUAUUUCUAAAGGAUCAGGUUCUUCAGCAAAAAGAGCGCCUCCUCCUAAGGCACCUCCUCCUUUGAAGCUAUCACUCAAACGCGCAGCAACAUCUAAAGGGUUUGGAGGACCUACAUCUAAGACUUUGGAACAUGAAAUAUCAAAUGGUGUAAAGCUUGCAGAUAUCGAUUUUGGUCCGGCUCCUCCUUUGGGAUUCGAACCUAAAAGGCUUCAUUGGUCAGUAAUUCCUCCAAACAAAAUAAUUGGAACAAUUUGGGAAGAUAUUCUAAUUAAAAAGGGAGAAAACUCUCAGGAUAUAAAAGAUUGCACUGAAAGCGAUCCUAAUGAGCUUAAGUUUGACAUGAAUUCCAUUUUAGAGCAGUUUUUUGAGGAUAAGAGUACUUUAAUGCAAAAGCUAACCAUAGAUUGCAACAGUAAUAAUUCGUCUACUGGAGGCCCUUCAAAGAAAUAUAGAGUAGUUUUAGACUCAAAAAGGUCUCAGAAUAUUGAAAUAGCACUGAAGGCCUUGCAAUUAUUUGAUUGCAAUAAUGAAUUAGAUCUUUCUCCAAUUAAGGACAUGCUUGGGUAUACAAAGCAGGGUUUAAUGGGUGGGAUUGAUGCUUUUUUGAAGGGAGUCUCUAAAGAAAGGCUUAAAAUUCUAUUGGAUUUGUAUCCUACACCUGACGAAAUUCAGCUAUUAAAUUCUAUUAAAGAAGAAGGUGACAACUCAGCCCUUCCUUUAAGGAGCUCAGAGCUUUUUAUAAUGAAUAUUUUAAGUUUAAAUAGAUUUAAAAUUAGAGCACAAUGUGUCUUGGCAAUGAAAACUUUUGAAGAAGAGUAUCAAAGCUGUUUGGAAAGGCUUAUAAAACUGGAGGAUGCUGCUAUUCAUAUUAGAUCGAGUUUAGAAAAAGGAGGAAUAUUACGUCAGAUUCUACAAUUAAUUCUGAAAAUAGGUAAUUUUUUGAAUCAUGGUACAAAUAGAGGUAAUAGUUGUGGGUUUCGUUUCCACUCUAUAGAGCUUCUAAAGAAUGUGAAAUCUAAUAACUCUAAAAGCAAUCUGCUUAAAUAUAUUUCUAAAGUUGUUUAUGAGCAUUCUGAGGAUAUGAAACAAAAGGUUGAAGUAAUUUCUCAAACCUGUUCAGAAGCUGCUCCUAUUGAUAUUGCUGAUGUGUAUAGAGAUAUGGAGGAGCUUGGAAAAAGCGUAAAUCUUAUUCAGGAUGAACUCAAUUUAUUUUCUUCCAUUCAAUCAGAUAGUUCUAAGCAAAAUACAGAACCGAAGAAUAAAGAAUGCAAAAACAAGGAUGAAAACCAGGAAUUAAAAAUUUCAAUUAAAAAUGAACUUAAAAUUGAGAAUAGCUUAGAAAUUUCGGUUUUUGGGGUGGAGAAUAGAGUAGAAAAAACAGUAGAAGAGCUUUAUCUGGAAAUUGUGGAAACUUUUGUAAAUAACUCUUCUCAAAAACUUGAAAUUACUAAGAAACAACUAAAUGAAAUAAUAUCUAAGCUAAAUGACUUACAAUGUUAUGCUGGCGAAGCUCAAGCUACAGGAAACAAUUCUUCAAAACAAGGAGCUUCCAUUUCAACAUCUUGUGGUGAGAUAAUUAAAAGAUGUGAUAUGUUUUUUAGACUCGUAAAAUACGAAUUUAAUGAGUUUAAAGCUAUAGAAAAGAAGAAAAAAGAGAGAGAUUUAAGAAAGUUAAUGGGAGUUAGAGGGACAAAAUCCAGUGAAAGCUUACCAGCAAUGAAAACUUCUGAUCAUAAUUAUAGCUUGCUUAAAUCAUCCCCAAGUUUGAUGGAAAAACAGAGUCAAGCAAUUUCCGAAUUCUCUCCUGUUCAUGAAAUUGAGAACCUUUCUCCUUCAAACAAUAUUAAUGAAAACUCGAGUCAAUUAUUAUUGGAAGUCUCAAACAUUACAUUAACUUCAAAUUCGAGUACUUUUUCUUCGUCAGAUUCAUCAUUUUUUCAAGAUCAAAGCCGUACUAGAAGCAAGUCAGGACAAAUUACUCCAACUGCAAACUUGGACCAGACUCCUUUAAAUAAGAAUAGACAAAAACCUGAUAUUCUUAGUUCUUCUCCUUAUAAUCUUCAUUCUGGAUAUGAUCCAAUUUCAAGUUCUAUUAUAAGAUAUUCAAAUUGCUUCAAUAAACAAAGUUUUUGUGAAAAUAAUUUUGCGGAAGUUUGUGAUAAUACAAAUAACAUUUAUGAUCUUAAUAUCGUUCAUUCAGAUCCUCAGUUAUACUUUUCUUCCUCAUCUUCUUCCGAUUGCUUAGAAAAUCCUAUUAUGCAAAAUUGUAUACAACAUAAACCUGGAAUUCAUAAUAAUCAUCAACCAAUGCAUUUGAAAUCUUUCUUUGAUAAAAACUCAAAUACUGCAAAUAUUGCUGCCAAAGUUUAUAAUUCUCAGGUUAAUCAAAGCUCAAACAGGUCAAGAAAUCCCAAAUGUGAUAAUUAA